Molecule: messenger RNA, 2451 nt
Organism: Schistocerca americana (American grasshopper)
Lineage: Eukaryota; Metazoa; Arthropoda; Insecta; Orthoptera; Acrididae
Product: protein mono-ADP-ribosyltransferase PARP14-like
Exons: 3
Coding region: 265-2184 (639 amino acids)
Molecular function (GO): NAD+ poly-ADP-ribosyltransferase activity
Source: RefSeq, a predicted model, not a curated record
CUCCAAUGUAUCGUCACGGUAGGGGAAUCCCGCAACAUACAGAGGCUGCCUUAGGAGUCUGGAGAGCUGCGUGACAGCGUAAGUGGUUCUAGGGAGUGCUGCGGAACAGGAAGGUGAUUGGUACAGCGUUAAAUACGUGCACGCUUAUUGUUUUUUCAGUUGGAGUUGUUGAGAUGGAUUAGUUACUGAGAUAUUGGAACUGUCCGCAGGAAUUGUGGGAUUUGAAACCCAGUCCAGACACGCAGAAGAUAAGUUACAAGUACUAUGGAUAUACAAAAUAUACAUAUUCAGGAAGCUUGUGGGAAACCUGAUGUAAAAGACACAUACCUGGAAGACAACACCAUGUUUUUGAAUUGUGAAAACUGCUCACAAAGCUGUUUACUGUCAGGAGUGGACAUAGUUGCACAGCAGCUGAGAGAAGCACAAGGCUAUAAUGAAGCAAACAUACAAUCUAGUCUGGAUCAGUGUGUAACAUUAUUGAAGGGAAAAGAAGCUGAGAUGUCUGCAGAUCCACCAACAAAGAAGUUAAAAACAGAACACAAAUUAGAGAUUGAAGAAAGUGUUGCGAACAACAUAGAAGAUUUUCAUGUUUGUACUCAGUCAGAUAAGGAGUCAGAAAGUAAUAUAAAUGAGCAAGAGUCUCAACAGUCAGUUACUGGCUUUCCUCUUAAUAUAACUGCAGAUUUAUUUCAUGAAGACAACAGUAAUGAUGAUCAAAAUACUUUAAGCAAGAAAACAAUAACAAGUGAAGUGUUUCAUAACAAAAUUGAUUGCUCUUCUACAGUUGGGAAAAGACAGAUAAAUGAAGCUGAAGAGGAAGCAGCAUAUAAGGGACUAACAAAGAGCAAAAUGUCCAUAGUGGACAAUCAAGAAGAGACACUGUUUCCCAAGUCACUGGAAAAAUUCCAUGGUCAAGAAAUGCAAGGUGUGAAGCCAGUCUCCGUAGGCCAGGAAGUACUAAUAAGUGUAACCAAGAGGCCAGUCAAUGAUAAUUCAGGCACGGAAUAUCCUCAAAAGGAAAUAAUAAUGUUGGAGGAUCAAAAUCAAAAGCCCCAGAAAAAGGAAACAACCACACUGAAUGAAGCACCUUAUGGGAAAAAUAAUUGCUCAUGUACAGCAAAAGAAAUCAAUAAAUCAGAAAUUGAAGAUGGUUCAGAAAGAAAUGAAACAGCUUGUGAUGAAUCAGGCUCAGGAAGUUCUGUGAAAGAAAUUGCUGUUCUGGUCACUGAGGAUAAAAAUCAGAAUGUGGAAAAUAGGGGAAUUACAAAGCCAGUGUGUGAGGAAUUCAUCUCAAAUGACACAUUCACAACGAACCAACCGAGUCCAGAAGAAGAAGGAAACAAUGAGACGCCAUCGGACAUAAUACUAACACCUAAUGAAGUACAUGAUGAAGAAACUCACUGCAUGCUUCCAGCUGAGACAUCAUCAGAUGCGAUAGUAGCACAUAAUGAAGCACAUAGUGCAGAAAACCACGGCUUACUUUUGGUUGAAAAAGGAAAUGAGGAAGUGGCAGACAGUGCAAAAAAUAAAUCAGAAAAGAGUCUUCAUAUGAUCGUCUUUGAACAAGAAAUAUCCUGGACAGCCUUAUUACAGGAUGAAGUAUUCAAAUUAGUUGAUAUUUCUUGUAUUAGUGCUAAAUACAGUAUGAUAAAAACAUUGUUUCAGGGUACUACACAAAAGCAUUUUAAUAUCACCAAAAUAGUUGAAGUGCAAAAUCCUUUUUUGUAUAGUUAUUAUCUUUUGAAAAAAGCAGAAAUGAUGUCCAGAUAUGGUCAUAUUAAAGAAGAAUAUCUCUUCCAUGGUUCUAAAAUCGAAAAUAUUUCUUCAAUCUGUGAAAAAAAUCUUGACUGGAGAAAACAUGGAUCUAUAACUGGAAAUAUCUUUGGGAAAGGGGUCUCACUGACUCCUAUUUCAUGUUAUGCAAGUCAUUACUCAGACAAAAAUAUGGUGGAAAAAAUUAUAUUCGUUUUCAGAGUCAUCAUAGCAGAUGAAACUGAGGGAAAUCCAGACAUGGUUUUACCACCUUACAAAGAUGAAUUAAGAAAACUGAGGUAUGACACUACAGUCAAGCCAAACCGUCAAGUUAUUGUCAAAUAUUCUGAUAAUGAGUUUUAUCCUGCUUAUGUGGUGUAUUACACUGGAAAAUAUAAGCCUCGUAAGUCUCGUAAGUGGAUCAGACUUUGAUACUUCAGCAUAGCAUGAUAUAUAUCAGUCCUUCAUUAUAUCCUACUGAAAAACUGAUGAAUCUCAAUAAAAUAAUUAUUUUUCAUGAAAUUAUUACAUUACUGCAUCUCAUACAGUUUUUUUAAAAAAUAAAAAGAAGAAAAGAUAGAGAGAGGCCCAUAUUAUUUUGAAACUGAUUACUUAUAUCAGCACUGGAUGUUAGCAACAAAUAUUUAGUUUGUUAAUUUUACAUGACUCCUGCAAACUAUAAUGUCAUAUUGCAAUGAA